UUUUCAUAUGUUUUUUGGCCUCAUGUAAUUCAUGUGUAUUUUUUAACAGUGCUUAAGAAAAGAUGCAGAGUCUCGUAGAAGAGAACUUCAUAUUCGAACAUAUGCAGUUAUUCCACUGAAUGAUGAAUGUGGGAUUAUUGAAUGGGUGAACAACACUGCUGGUUUGAGACCUAUUCUAACCAAACUAUAUAAGGAAAAGGGAGUGUAUAUGACAGGAAAAGAACUUCGCCAGUGUAUGCUACCAAAGUCAGCAGCUUUAUCUGAAAAACUCAAAGUAUUCCGAGAAUUUCUCCUGCCCAGGCAUCCUCCUAUUUUUCAUGAGUGGUUUCUGAGAACGUUCCCUGAUCCUACAUCAUGGUACAGUAGCAGAUCAGCAUACUGCCGUUCUACUGCAGUAAUGUCAAUGGUUGGUUACAUUCUGGGGCUUGGAGACCGCCAUGGUGAAAAUAUUCUCUUUGAUUCUUUGACUGGUGAAUGUGUACAUGUGGAUUUCAACUGUCUUUUCAAUAAGGGAGAAACCUUUGAAGUUCCAGAAAUUGUACCAUUUCGCCUGACUCAUAAUAUGGUUAAUGGAAUGGGUCCUAUGGGAACAGAGGGUCUUUUUCGAAGAGCAUGUGAAGUUACAAUGAGGCUGAUGCGCGAUCAGCGAGAGCCUUUAUUGAGUGUCUUAAAAACUUUUCUACAUGAUCCUCUUGUGGAGUGGAGUAAACCAGUGAAAGGACAUUCCAAAGCGUCACUGAAUGAAACUGGAGAAGUUGUCAACGAAAAGGUUAGUAGAAAGUGUAGCUUGAUAUGGGCUGUAGUCUUCAUCUCUACAAGUGAACUUGAUAUGUAGCUAUAGUUCUCAUCUCUGUGCAUGAGAACUGCUUGGAAAUACUGUUAAUGACUAUUGCUUACUCUGAAAUCUAGUUCUCUAGUAUCACAGUGCCAUAAGUGUUCUUUAUUGUCAACAAUGUUGACAUUAUUAGCAUUUGUAUAAUAAAACAGUUCAUGGCACACUUGUUUAACCAUAGACAAUUCACAGUUAUGAGAUACAGUAGGAAAAACAAGUAUAAAUUGCAUGAACUUAAUAGAACAACAGGUCUGAGCUUUAAUAUCAUGAUACCAGUGUGUCACAAGCUAUCUUAACAAAUGCAGCAAUUCACUUCUUACUAAUAUUAGUUGAAGCUACAAAGUUUGCAGAUAGAUUUGUUGUUGCUGUUUU
Sapajus apella (tufted capuchin) is the source of this 1204-nucleotide messenger RNA. Its product is annotated as serine/threonine-protein kinase ATR-like. Gene Ontology annotation, molecular function: protein serine/threonine kinase activity. Gene Ontology annotation, cellular component: nucleus. The transcript is spliced from 5 exons. The record is from RefSeq and is a predicted model, not a curated record. The coding region runs from base 209 to 835 and encodes 208 amino acids. Gene Ontology annotation, biological process: DNA damage checkpoint signaling; telomere maintenance; protein phosphorylation. NCBI's taxonomy places the organism in Eukaryota, Metazoa, Chordata, Mammalia, Primates, Cebidae.